UUGCAGAAAUCCUAUGUUGUCGUGGAUACAGUAGCUGGAAUCAAGCGAGAGGUCGCCCACAAUUAUAGGCGCCAUGAAAAGAACCUGGUCCUCUUACCAUACCAUGAAGAACUGACCUGUGAACUGGACGCCCGCUUCGACCACAUAAAGCACGGAAUUGUUACAGCAGUUCUGGUGAACGAACAAAGACCAGCAUUAAGGAACUUUAUAUUUGCUUUAAAGAUGUACCUUUCCGUGUACGGAUUUCAUUUCACCAGAGAGGACCAUCUUCAAAUGAUUGAACUGCUGUACUUUAUUCUAGUGAGAAAACACCAGUGGCAUGAUAUUGUGACAUACGCUGCUAAGACUUUAGAAGACUUGGCGAAUAAAUGCUACUUCGGCUAUCAAGAUCUGACAUUGGAUUGGGAACCGCUAUUCGAUCUUUAUUAUGGGGCAAACUAUGGAAAGCUUAUGGAAGAAAUCGAAGGAAAAAAUCUGAAAAAUGCGGUUUUCUUGUUGAAAAGAUUCUAUCGUCCCUCAGAUACUCCAAAAAUUUGGGACAGGGUGCGUUUUGAUUAUCGCCACAUCAAGGACGAGUUUGAGUGUACGGCUGCAUUCUGA
This is a messenger RNA of Cylicostephanus goldi, 600 nucleotides long. Lineage: Eukaryota; Metazoa; Nematoda; Chromadorea; Rhabditida; Strongylidae. The record is from the annotation of a GenBank genome assembly.